Callithrix jacchus (white-tufted-ear marmoset) is the source of this 10624-nucleotide messenger RNA. The record is from RefSeq and is a predicted model, not a curated record. Lineage: Eukaryota; Metazoa; Chordata; Mammalia; Primates; Cebidae.
AGUAGUGGUAUCAGUAGCUUAUACUACAGUGUCCAGGUUGAGAACUUAGGCCCUCAAGUAGUAUGCUUGAAUGAUUGUGUUGUGGUACAUUAAAAGUAAUAUUUUUUGGUGAUUAUUCUGCUUAUAUGCCAAGAUGUCAAUAAAGGCUUUACAGAGUAAAACACAGAAGAGGCAGGUACCAAUAACUCUCUGACCCACACAACUUUAGGACACCCACUACUGUGCGUAUGUGUUGUGAGUGAGUUCUUCCUUUGCAUGUUGCAUUAAUAUGGAAUUUUUCAGAAGUGAUUAUUAUUGGGCAUUAAACCUGGUUUCAUUCUGAGUCUAAAGAAUCCUCUGGGCCAUUAUGCCGAGGGGGUAGCCCUCCUCUGUCUAUGGAGAAGCUACUCUAGAAAAAUAAAAAGAAAAGAAAAAAUAAAUAAUCGUGUAACAAAUUAUAUAAUUAAAAAUAAAACUUAAAAGCAGAUUUUAUACACUAACUAGAUGUGUUAUAAACAAACUAUACCAGGCAUGGCAUGUUUUAUUGGACUUGGGAUUUCUUUUUCUUUUUCUUUUUUUUUUUUAGAUGGAGUCUAACUUUUUUUUUUUUUUGAGACGGAGUUUCGUUCUUGUUACCCAGGCUGGAGUGCAAUGGCGCGAUCUCGGCUCACUGCAACCUCCGCCUCCUGGGUUCAGGCAAUUCUCCUGCCUCAGCCUCCUGAGUAGCUGGGAUUACAGGCACGUGCCACCAUGCCCAGCUAAUUUUUUGUAUCUUUUUUAGUAGAGACGGGGUUUCACCAUCUUGACCAGGAUGGUCUCAAUCUCUUGACCUUGUCAUCCACCCGCCUCGGCCUCCCAAAGUGCUGGGAUUACAGGCUUGAGCCACCGCGCCCGGCUAGCAAUGUGUUUUUUGUGUGUGUAUGAGACAGUUUCGCUCUUACUGCCCAGGCUGAACUGCAAUGGCAUCUCGGCUCACUGUAGUCUGCCUUCUGGAUUCAAGCGAUUCUCCUGCCUCAGCCUCCCAAGUAGCUGGAAUUACAGGCAUGUGCCACCACACCUGGCUAAUUUUGUAUGUCUUGGUAGAGACAGGUUUCUCCAUAUUGGUUAGGCUGGUCUUGAACUCUCGACGUCAGGUGAUCCACCCCCCUCAGCCUCCCAAAAUCCUGUGAUUACAGGCAUGAGCUACUGCACCCGGCCCUCUAAGCAAUGUAUUAUAUGUGGGGAUGGGUAACUUGGGUGGCUUAUCUAAAUCCUUAUUGUAGAGAUGGUAAUUAGUCUUGCAAAUGAUUUCCUGAAUUUAUAAGUAGUCCAUAAUUUUCAUUUCUUUUUUUCUUUGAGACGGAGUUUUGCUUGUGUUACCCAGGAUGGAGUGCAAUGGCGUGAUCUUGGCUCACCGCAACCUCCGCCUCCUGGGUUCAGGCAAUUCUCCUGCCUCAGCCUCCUGAGUAGCUGGGAUUACAGGCAUGCGCCACCAUGCCCAGCUAAUUUUUGUAUUUUUAGUAGAGACGGGGUUUCGCCAUGUUGACCAGAAUGGUCUUGAUCUCUUGACUUCGUGAUCCACCCGCCUCGGCCUCCCAAAGUGCUGGGAUUACAGGCAUGAGCCACUGCCCUUGAACCAAUUUUAUGUAGUUGUCUUACAUACAAUAGUAGAUUUUAUAGCCUUUUAAAACCUGUAUCUCUAUAAUACUUAAUUUCACUGUUUUGCAUAUUUCUUUUUUUGUAUGUGUGAGGUUUUAAAUUUUAAAAUUUUUAUUUUUUCCUGAAUAUUUCUGCCAUCUAAGAAGGUUGCCAAGUUUUACUUUCUGUAUUUUAUAGUAGCUACUAUGUAUUUCCAAUUUCUAUACUAAGUCAUGUGCCAACUACUUUGUUUACAUUGUUUCAUUUAACUCUGGAAAAUCUGUUGAAAUAAAUUCUAUUAAUCCCCAUUUCUUUUUUUUUUUUUUUUUUUUUGAGAUGGAGACUGGAGUCAAGUGACUCUUCUGCCUCAGUUUCCUGAGUAGCUGGGACUACAGGCGCAUGUCACCGUUCCCGGCUAAUUUUUAUAUUUUUAGUAGAGAUGAGGUUUCACCAUAUUGGUUAGGCUGGUUUCGAAAGCCUGACCUUGUGAUCCUCGCAAAGUGCUGGGAUUACAGGUGUGGGCCACCACACCCGGCAAUCCCCAUUUCAUAGAUAGACACCAAGACUCAGAGGUUACUUAAACAAAUUGCCUAAAAUUGUAAAUGGUAGAUAAUAGCAGAUAUAUCUAAGAUGCCCUUUUGAAUGAUAUUCUCCAAGAUUUUUGAAUGCAAUUCUCCAAGAUUUGAAAACAACCUUGUUCUAAUUAAAAUGUACUUAACUAUAUUUUGCCAUACCACUUUAUGGUUUUGGUGGGUAGUUAACCUGGCAGUUAGAAAUAAGAGUUCUCUGUUCCUCAUUCACCCAGGCAACAGCUAUUUGCUAUAAACAUUAAUUGCUCUUCAGUUCGAUAGAGUGAACUUUGGACACUUUUGGAAAUCAUAUUUCUUCUAUAUGGUCCUACAUCUUAAAUUAGAUAACAUGCUGUUUUGCCUUGAUUGGCCUGGACCUGGCAGUAAUGAAACCUACCUGUUCAUUAGAGGAAGUACAACUGUCAGCUUUGAAGCCUGUUAGGCACAGAUCAGUGUUUAGUAAGUGCUGGAUGACUGAGUUUGAAAUGGAUUUAAAGACUAAAAUAAAGUAAGUUGUUAGGUAACCUUUAUUUGAGGAUUUUUUUUUUUUUUUUUUUUUGAGAUGGAGUUUCAUUCUGUCACCCAGUCUAGAGUGCAGUGGCGCAAUCUUGGCUCACUGUAACCUCUGCCUCCCGGGUUUAAGCAAUUCUCCUGCCUCAGCCUACGAAGCAACUGGAACCACAGAUGCGUGCCACCAUGCCUGGCUAGUUUCUUUGUAUUUUUAAUGCAGAUGAGGUUUCACCACAUUGGCCAAGCUGGUCUUGAACUCCUGACCUCGGGUGAUCCCCCAACCUUGGUCUCUCAUAAAAAAGAUUCUUUUAUGCUGGCAUUUAUUUGUAAAAUGUCAAUUAUGUUGCUGUAAUCGAUAUAUUAAUACAAAAAUGAAAUCAAGAUUUGUCCGAUCUUAAAAUGUUUUGCCCACUUUGUGACUAUUAUAAUUUUCUUGGAUAGUUAUUUAAAAAGGAAUUUCUAUUUAGGGAGUUAAAUAAUUUUAAUACUGUACAGAUACUAUUUUUUCUUUUGAAAAAACUGAAGCAUAAGUGUUUUCUAUAUCUAUAGUUGUUUCCAUCUUUAUUUCCAAACAAUUAUCCAGUAAGGUUUUUUUAGAGGAGUCUUUGAAGGCACAUGGUUGGGAAUUUAAAAUUAUUAGAGUUUAAACCUUUCCCUAUCCAGAGCUGUCUGUGAUUUAUAAAAGACUGAAUAGACUUUUUUUAAAGAUUAAUUUUUUUUUCUUUUACUGAGACAGUCUUACCCUGUUGCCCAGUUUGGAGCACAGUAGCAAGAUCUCGGCUCACUGCAACCUCUGCUUCGCAAGUUCAAGUGAUUCUUGCGCGUCAGCUUGCUGAGUAGCUGGGAUUACAGGUGUGCAUCACUGCACCUGGCAGAUUUUUUUUGUAAUUUUAGUAGAGAUGGGGUUUCACCAUGUUGGCCAGACUCGUCUUGAACUCUUGGCCUCAAGUGAUCCGCCUGCCUGGGCCUCCCAAAGUGCUGUGAUUACAGGCAUGAGCCACUUUGCCUGACCACGAUUGAGAAUUUUUUAUGGUCGGAAAGAUCUUUAUUUUUUCAGCCUCCCUUCCUACCAGUUGAUUUUAUAAGAUACUGUUUUUAAUGUUGCUAAAGUCAUCUUCUCUCCCACCCCCCCUCUAUUUGGGUACUCUGCAGACUGCCCUUGUAAUACUUGGAGAUUUUAUUUAAAUUAUCCAGUGAUAUUUAGAAAAUAAAAUCAAAUAUAUUUUAAUUUUAAUGUAAUAGCUACCAUAUAUUCUGCCUACCUACUUACUGUGUACUAGAUCCUAUAAGUUCUCAUGUAUAUGUAUUCUUAUUUAAUCUUGCUGAAAAUUCUAUCAAGUUUGUUAAUGCAAUUUGAAAAUAUAAAAGGCUCUGAAAACUGGACUUCUUUUGUUAGUUUUUUGGUGACAAAACCUAACCUGACCUGCAAUGAUGUAAGGCUGUUUUAUCUGUUUAUCCAUCCCAUUCAGUGUGAGUAUGCUUGCAUUUUAUUUAACUGCUGAAAUAUUAAUAUGCUUGAUGCUUAAUGGCAUGCUUAUUAUUUUCUGAAAACCAGAAAAAAUGUGAAUUCUGAAGCCUGUCUACUGCUUCAGGAUUCAGAAAAGAGCAUGUGGGCCUGUUAGCUCCUCCACUCUCUUGGUGGAGAAGAGAGGUUAAGUAACUUAAUGAAAUGAGGGGAGAAAGUGGUUAAGAAGCUGACUUUGGGCUACUACCUGUAUACAUAUCCUUCCUCUACUGGGAGAGCCACUGGGUCACUUUCCUUGGGAAGGUCACUUUUCCUUUUCUGUGCUUUAGUUUUCUCAACUAUAAAAUAGGAACAAUAAUAGUACUUUACUAAUAGGUUUGCUGUGUGAUUAAAUCACUUGAUGUAAUUACACAUUUAGAAUAGUGCCUGGCAUAUAGUAAGUGCUGUAUAAGUAUUAACUAUUACUGCUUUUUUUCUUUUUGAGAUGGGAGUUUUGCUGGUUGCCCAGGCUGGAGUAUAAUAGCUCCAUCUUGGCUCACAGCAACCUCUGCCUCCCGGGUUCAAGUGAUUCUCCUGCCUCAGUCUCCUGAGUAGCUGGGAUUACAAGCAUGUGUCACCACACCCAGCUAAUUUUGCAUUUUUGAUAGAGAUGGGGUUUCUCCAUGUUGGUCAGGCUAGUCUAGAAUUCCCGACCUCAGGUAAUCUGCCUGCCUUGGUAUCCCAAAGUGUUGGGAUUACAGGUGUGAGCCACUGUGCCCAGCCAAACUAUUAUUGCUUUUAUGAAGUAGGUGCUAAAUGGCAGAACUAUAAUAGGAUGAAUGUGACAGUAACUUUUUUUUUUUUGAGACAGAGUCUCAUCUGGUUGCCCAGGUUGGAGUAUAGUGGUCUAGUCUAGGCUCACUGAAACCUCUCCCUUUUGGGGUCAAGCAGUUCUCCUUGACCUCCUAAGCCACCCAAGUAGCUGGGACUACAGGUGUGUACCACCAUGCCUGGCUAAUUUUUUGAAUUUUCAGUAGAGAUGGAGUUUCAACAUGUUGGCCAGACUGGUCUCAAACUUCUGACCUCAAGUGAUCCUCCUGCCUUGGCCUGCCAAAGUGCUGGGAUUACAGGCGUGAGCCACUCCUCCUGACCUGACAGUAGCUUUUGAAGUCACUUAAUAUGGGUUUGAUUUUGAAUAUCCACUGAACCUGCAUCCUAUUGUAUUAUGACCUACAGUAUUAUAGGAGCAUCUUUAAAAUGCUUUGAAAGGAUCUGUAGAAGUUUCAGGUAAUACCUAUGAAGUAUUAUUCUUGACACCCCCACUUUUUUUUUUUGAAGUGGAGUCUCACUGUGUCACCAGGCUGGAGUGUAGUGGUGCAAUCUAAGGUUCACUACAAGCUCGGCCUCCUGGGUUCAAGCAAUUCUUGUGCCUCAGCCUCCUGAGUAGCUAGGAUUAUUAGGCACGUGCCAUGGCAUCCUGCUAAUUUUUGUAUUUUUAGUAGAGACGGGGUUUCACUGUGUUAGCCAGGAUGGUCUUGAUCUCCUGACCUCAUGAUCUGCCCACCUCAGCAUCCCAGAGUGCUGGGAUUAUAGCUGUGAGCCACUGCACCUGGCCUGUUCUUUUUUUUUUUUCUUCUUAGAGACAGGGUCUCUGUUGCCCAGGCUGGCAUGCAGUGGCAUGAUCACAGCUUACUGCAGCCGUGAACUCCUGGUCACAAGUGAUCCUCCUGUCUUAGCCUUCUGAGUAGCAGGGACUACAGGCCUGUGCCUCUACACCUGGCUAAUUGUUUCAUUUUUUAGUAACAAUAAAGUCUCGAACACCUAGGCUCAAACAAUACUCUUGCUUUGGCCUCCAGAAGUGCCUGGAUUAUAGGCAUGAGCCACAGCACCUGGUUACCCAGUAUGCUUUCUAAUAAUUAUUGAAAAGGGCUCACUUUUGAGAAUGUAAGGGAAAGGGAGUUAUUUUUAUGCUCUUCUUUGUAAUUUUAAAAUGAUGGGAUCAGACUAGGAUGGCUGUGCUUAAAUUUUUUUGUUUUUUGUUUUUGAGAGAGUCUCUUUCUGUCACCCAGGCUGGAGUAUAGUGGCAUGAUCUCAGUUCACUGCAACCUCUGCCUCCUGGGUUCAAGUGAUUCUCCUGCAUCAGCCUCCUGAGUAGCUGGGAUUACAAGUGCCCACCAUCACACCCAGCUAAUUUUUUUUGUAUUUUUAGUAGAGAUGCAGUUUAGCCAUAUUGGCCAGGUUGGUCUUGAACUUCUGACCUCAGGUGAUCUGCCUGUCUUAGCCUCCCAUAGUGCUAGGAUUACAGGCAUGAGCCACGGUACCUGGCCACAUUUUUAACAAAGUGAUUUAGACACAUUUAGACUUCACUAGUAGUCUCUCUCUCUUUUUCUUUUUUUUUUUUUGAGGCAAGGUCUUGCUUUGCCAUCCAGACUGGAAUGCAGUGGUGCCAUCACCGCUCACCUCAGGCUUAACCUUCUGGGCUCAACCGAUCCUUUCACCUCAUCCUCCCAAGUAGCUGGGACCUCAGGUUUGGGCCCCAUGGUAUCCCUGUGACAGUAUUUCCCAAAAGGGAAUAUAAGGAUAAACCAGAAGCCAUGCAGCUCCAAAGUAAUACAUUCCAAGAAGGGACAGAAGUCAAGUGUGAAGCAAAUGGUGCUGUUCCCGAUGACCCUUCUCCUGUCCCGCCUCCAGAGCUGAGCUUGGCUGAAAGCCUGUGGACUUCCAAACCACCACCUCUCUUCCAUGAAGGAGCACCUUAUCCUCCCCCUUUGUUUAUCAGGGACACAUAUAACCAAUCAAUACCUCAGCCACCUCCUCGGAAAAUUAAGCGACCUAAACGAAAAAUGUACAGGGAAGAACCCACUUCAAUAAUGAAUGCUAUUAAAUUACGACCCAGGCAAGUUCUGUGUGAUAAAUGUAAAAACAGUGUUGUUGCUGAAAAAAAGGAAAUUAGAAAAGGUAGUGCAAGUGACUCUUCUAAAUAUGAAGAUAAAAAACGGAGAAAUGAAAGUAUAACUACUGUGAACAAAAAACUGAAAAGUGACCAUAAAGUGGAUGGGAAAAACCAAAAUGAGAGUCAGAAAAGAAAUGCUGUGGUUAAGGUUUCAAAUAUUGCUCACAGCAGAGGCAGAGUAGUAAAAGUUUCUGCUCAGGCAAAUACAUCAAAAGCUCAGUUAAGUACUAAAAAAGUUCUCCAGAGUAAGAACAUGGAUCAUGCAAAAGCUCGGGAAGUGUUAAAAAUUGCCAAAGAAAAGGCACAAAAGAAGCAAAAUGAAACCUCUACUUCCAAAAAUGCACAUUCAAAAGUCCAUUUCACACGUCGAUAUCAGAAUCCUAGCUCAGGUUCCCUUCCACCCCGGGUUCGUUUAAAACCACAGAGGUACAGGAAUGAAGAAAAUGAUUCUUCUCUGAAGACAGGACUUGAGAAAAUGCGGAGUGGCAAGAUGGCACCCAAGCCCCAGUCUCGCUGCACCUCUACCCGCUCAGCAGGUGAGGCCCCUUCAGAAAAUCAGAGUCCCUCAAAAGGCCCUGAAGAGGCCAGCAGUGAGGUUCAGGACACAAAUGAAGUGCAUGUGCCUGGUGAGCAGGAUGAACCACAGACAUUGGGCAAAAAGGGCAGCAAAAGCAAUAUCUCUGUUUACAUGACCCUAAAUCAAAAGAAAUCUGACUCUUCCAGUGCUUCAGUGUGCAGCAUUGAUAGCACAGAUGAUUUGAAAUCUUCCAACUCUGAGUGUAGUUCUUCUGAAAGCUUUGAGUUUCCUCCAGGCAGUAUGCAUGCACCUUCCACCUCCUCCACUUCCUCCUCUUCAAAGGAAGAGAAAAAGCUCAGUAAUUCCUUGAAAAUGAAAAUCUUUUCCAAAAAUGUCUCUAAAUGCGUCACACCAGAUGGCAGGACCAUAUGUGUAGGGGACAUUGUUUGGGCCAAGAUAUAUGGCUUCCCUUGGUGGCCAGCCCGUAUUCUUACUAUAACUGUGAGCCGGAAAGAUAACGGCCUUUUAGUCCGACAGGAGGCCCGUAUUUCAUGGUUUGGGUCUCCAACAACAUCUUUCCUUGCUCUUUCACAACUCUCCCCCUUUUUAGAAAACUUCCAGUCACGCUUUAAUAAGAAGAGAAAGGGCCUGUAUCGCAAGGCUAUCACAGAGGCAGCUAAGGCUGCCAAGCAGCUGACCCCUGAAGUACGGGCUUUGUUGACACAAUUUGAAACCUGAACAUGGACAGUAAGCACAAAGACAUUAGCAGGCUGCUGGUUUCAUGGACCUGUACCACAAUGACACAGAGAACACCAGAGCAUCAGGACUGAAUGAAAUUGGAGUUUUUAAAGCUGCUCUAAGAAGUAAAUGUUAAGGCAGUGGUUAAAAACAACAGUCUAUAAAGGGGCACUUGCAAAUUGUGCUAUAUUAAACCGAAGAAAAGGUAUUAGGGAAUAUUUUAUAAAAAAUAAACUAUUGCAAUAAAUUAUACAUGAGAUGAGGAGGAAAACGAUGUGAAAUACACAUAGAAGAGCUCACUUGAAUUUUAUGUAUGAAGAAACACUGACAGUAACUUCUUUUGAAUGUGAAGUUCUUAUCAGUACAGUUUGGACAGGCCUAAAAGGCAUGGGAUGAUGCAGAAAUGCUAAAUUAUUUUUCAUUCUUAAACUGUGCUUUCUCCAAGGUUUAGGUUAACUAGUUCAGAUAUGAGCAAAGGUAUUUCUAAAAUGGCUCUCCUAUAAAACAGCAAUAGUCACAGAUGCCAAGGCCAGUGUUUCCUUCAGGGUGCCAGUAGAAACAACAGAAAGUAACAUCCUGCUGAAAGGAUGGCAAAGUGCCCCGCCCUACCCCACAAACAAAAUUUGGAUCUUUUCUUUCUUUAAUAAAGCAGGGCUGUAUUAUCUUGAAUAUAUGUUUGCUUGUUAGAACAUAUUAAGAUAUAUUUAUUUGCCACUAGUAUUUAACAUUUUGUGCACAUUUUCAUAAUUACAUUCUUAUCUUUCAAAUUUUGACUCAAAAUGGAUAGGUUAGUGUUGAUCUUGGAGUGCAGAUAUAUACUCCAAGAGCUAGUUCUUAAUUCUGCUGAGCUGGAGAGCCUUUUAUUAUUGUCUGUAUCCUUACUGGUUUUAUCUAGUUCAGAAAAGGUGACAUCGUCUAAAUUUUGGUGUGAACCUCUCUCUACAGAGAGCCCCUCCUAAGUGCAAGAAAUUCUAACAGGUGUCAGUAGGGCUUGGCCCUGGGGGACAAGUGGCAGGAACAGGAUCCUUCAAAACAGUGUCAAACUUUUCAUGCAUGGAGCAUGAAUUCUUACUAAUAGAGACUGUAAUUUUUUUCUUGUCUUUGGUAAAUAUUAUUUUAAAAAACCUUAAUUUUUCUUUUUUAGUGAAUGGAGAAAACAUGAGAAAACCAGAUGGACCUGUUAGUACUACAUUUGUAAGGCAUUUUAUAUUUGAUGGCGCCGUACUUUUAAUAAUAAAACUGAAGUUUUUUAGUGGCAAUACUGAUUUAUUUUUUAAGCCAGAAAGAUAAUCCAUAUUGAUUAUUACAAAAAAAAGGGAAAAUAUGCCAAAAAAUAGAAAACCGUAAAAUUCCUAUGAAGCAACGUAACAGAUAACUGAGCACUUGGCUCAAGUAGUCCAACUUUCCAUAAUGUUACUAUAUAAGUUUGGAAUUACCUAUUAACCCCAGGCUCAGGAUUAAUAAAAGGUUCUGGGUGAGUUUUAAACGUUUAAUAUGUCUAUGAUUUGUUUUACAACUUGAAGAAAAGGCAGGCAGUCUUGUUUCUAAUGAGCUUAAUGUAAAUUCUUAUUAUACUGCAAAUAAUUUAAAGUUUUGAUUGCAUUCUACAAUUGUCUGUUUGAAAAAUUCCAUAUAUGGAGUCAUUAUAUAUUUUAUCAGAUCAGAAAAAGUCAGCUCAGGAACUGUAGCAGCAGGGGAUUCUAAAGAUGACAUGAACUAUACCUAUAGGGGUGCCCUACUCUAUGUGGCCUAGAGCUUUGGUUUGGGUCAAUCUUGUUCUUUCAGAUAACAACACCAGCAGUACCUUUCAGGCUUACUUCAAGAACCAGAUAACUCCCAAGCCAUGGUGGAAUUAUAUGAGUUGUAUAAUUAAGAUUUUUAAUUUUGCUUUAGAAUUCUUUAUUUGUGUAGAGUGAUGGAAAUGACCAAGAAGUAAUAAUAUAAAGCAAAAGAAUUGGGAGGAUCAGGUUUUAACUAUGUAAAUUGUUUUUUCUCAUGGUGUAUUCUCAAAGCUGUUGUGUUACAAACCAAAUUUUCAUUAAAAAAAAAAAUGAAACUUGGUGGUAUUUAAAAUCUAGACAUACCAUGUUGUUAUUUCACUUUCAUUGCUUUAGUUGCUUAAUAUUUAAGCUUUGCUUCAUGCUACCUUUUGUCUGUAUUUCAAUCUUCAUAAGCCUAUUUUGUUUUGUAGACUUGAAUGAUAAAAAUUGUUUCUCAUCUGAAGUAUGCUCAGAGUUUUAAAUGUUAAAGAAUGUUGUGUAACCUUUAUUCAAUAAAGUCUUUGAUUUUUUAAAAAA